Cercopithifilaria johnstoni is the source of this 813-nucleotide messenger RNA. The record is from the annotation of a GenBank genome assembly. Lineage: Eukaryota; Metazoa; Nematoda; Chromadorea; Rhabditida; Onchocercidae.
AUGCUUGCGAAUUAUCUGACAUCACCUCAGCCUCAAUCCUCUUCUUCACCAUCAUUAUUCUGCCCAACUAUAUUUCGUGUACGUCGAAAACGAACUGCUGAUCCACAUGAGGCUUUGGUCAUUUCAUUGAAGCGCGCAAAACAAAUGCCAGCGAUGGCAGAACCGAUCAUUUGUUUUCGAGCUUCAGCAACUGACUUAGAGCUGGGAUUCAAUAGUGCUAUUAAUUCACAACAUUUCAACAUCAUCGAUUUGGAUCCACAUCAGGACACUGUGAAUACAAAAAGAACACCACCAGCCAACACUGUCGAAGUAACAGAGAAUAGUGAUAGUAAGAGCGAUGUUUCAUUUAGCAAUCCUUUGGAAUUUAUGAAAGAUUUUGUGGAAGAACCAUCGUCCAACAUCAAGAUAAUUGGUAAAGCAGGCAUCAUCAAAUCCAGUCAAAUAACAUUAAAUGGAGAGCCUCUGGUUACGUUAAGUAGUCAAGAUGAUGAAGACUUCAUUUUCGAUUAUUAUUGGAGUUCCAACGCAAAUGGGUGUACGGCUUAUCAAAUUCGAGAUGUUCGCUUAGCAAAUGCUGAUGAUUUAUUGUGUGAUGGUGAAGAUACAGAAAGUAGUGCAGAAGAAGAUGAUGAGGAUUCGAAUGACGAGAACAAUUGGCGUAAUGAUUACCCUGAUGAAUCCGAGCAUACUUCUGGUUGUGGUUCGGACGAAGACACAGCAUCAGAUGGAUUUGAUGAUUAUGAAGACCUGGAAAAACAUAUUGGUGAAAUGGGUUUCUGUGAUGAAGAGGAUAGUGAUGAUGCAAAUGACUGA